AUGAAGCAUACUUUUUUACAAGACAUAGAAGGAAUAUCGUAUCUAUUUCAUCAUAUCUUCCUCCCGCCGAAGCUUCCACAGGAAGAUGACUACAGUGUCGGCCACGAGGUUCUUCUAACUGAUGAAGUGAUCGAUGCCCUUUGUCAAUUCAAAUCUUACUUCUCUUCAGACGAGGCUGAAGUUAUUGGAGAAGCUUUGACAAUGAUUACUCGACUACGACAGGUUCACGGCCUCAACGGCGAGGUAGAUGAAGGACAGUUUAGUGAUGUUCUUAGACAAUUGAAAGAAGAAGGUCAACUGCAUUUCACCCUUGAUGGCAAAGUCAAGCUUGUUAACAAGAACCCAGGCGGUUUCCUACCAAUCUACGUUCACGAGCAGAAUGCUGCUAUCUUGAUCAGCAAUAAGGGCAUGAGAACUCACGUCGAAUGUUUUGAGCUCUCUCCUGUAAAUGAAGCGGUGAUGUCAACGAAAGGUCGACUUCAACGCACAUUUCCUGGCCCGGCAUUGAUUUUCGAUACUUGUAUCUUCAACGAGCCUGAUCUGCUUACGAUGUUGGCACAAACUAUUUCUCGCAUGAGUCAACAGCCCGUUGCUGGUACAAAGCCGAAGAUCCGAAAAGCAAACCGCCAGCACGACGAAGACAGGGAUACAACCGAUCCGAAAAUGAUCGUCGACUUUCUCAUGGCCACACUUCGGCCGCUGUCUAAGGACGGCAUAGACGAACAAAUUCAAAAACGUUGUCGUGAAGAAGUCAUGUGGCGUGAUUGUCGUUCUCCGUGGCGACGGUCAGCUUUAUGGCUUCUCAUUCGCGUCGCGCUCCAAUUGGUUUUUUCCCGCUUAUGUGAUGGCCGAGGAGUCUCUCAGUUGUAUAAGUCAUUUUUGAUAUAUUUCAUGGGCUCUAUUCUUGACAAAACAUCCGAAACAGCCUCUCAUGAGAUGCUUCACCUCAUGACGGCUAAGGUUGUCCGUCGACUGAUGAAACUCUCCUCCACGGAAGAGCCUGCGUGGUUUGCUCCGAUCCAGUCAAUUCUUCAGCGAGUGGGUGAUAUAACCCAGACCGGGUGGCAGCGUAUUGUGGGCGAGAACGACCGUCAAAUUGAUUUUGAGUCUCUCAGAGAGCUAGAAUUCAAAGAAGAUACUGAGUGUUCCAUGCCACGACUGGACUGUUUUUUACGGGACAUGGGCCGAAAAGACGAUAAAGACCCAUCCGAAUCGUUCCAGCCCUCUUCGCAGCUUAUGCGUUUUGAAGCCAGAAAGCUGCCGAUAGGCUUGGAAUCUUGCUGUCCUGAAUACGUUGUACAAAACCUUUGUGGUUUUGAAGAUUGGGUCGACUCAUGUCUGGGGAGUUGGAUAGAUAAUCAUCUUGAGGAUGCCGCAACAUGCACUCAGCUCGGCCGUUUGAUUUCCGAAUAUCACAAAGUGGCGUUGAGUACAUAUUUGCACAAUCCAGAAGCCACGUCUAUGAUGCUGCUCACACUGUUGGAAUUAUGGAUUGCCUGCGAUAAGUCAGCGAUUCGCCUGCAUCCGCACUUGGAAGACUAUGAUCAUUGCAUACCCAUAGGCUGCUUCUACUCUCUCCUACUCCCGUUUAAAUCACAAAUGAUUCGACUUGGUCGUGCGGAGGAAUAUCUCGAUCUUCGUCAGAGACGGUUAAAACAUCCAGGGCCGGGGGUCUUUCGUGAUUAUGGAACUCGGUCCUGUUUCUCUGUUCGGUAUUUCGAUCAAUCUGAUGAGCACCAACAGCUACUUCGAGCCAUCGAAGAGCAGGCCAAGCAUGACAAGGAUCAGAAACGUGCCGAAUUGGUACAGAAACACGCCCGCUACACCCACUUGAUGACUUUAGCGUCUGAGACCAUAUGCCAGUAUGACAGUGUGCUCCUGGAUCGAAGAUUUAGUUUCCGUGAGUCACGGCACAGCCAGUCCUGCCCAUGCCGCGGCUAUAUCUCACAAGCAGAGUCAAUCAAGAUUGACAUCCACGAAUGGCCGUUACCGACGAAUCCACAACAAGCCAAGUCUACAGUCUUCGAGCUCCGAAUUCCGGAGCCAUUCCGGGGUUGGAGAGAUGCCACGCUGUACGUGCUUCACAAUUGCCUGGGUGUUGCAUAUUCAAAGAUUGAGAAGCCUAGAUCCGAGCAUAGACUGAAAAAUUAUCAGGGUCUCUCCUCAUUCUUUUCUUGCUCGACUGAUUCCCAGCGGAUAUGCCUUCUAUCACAAGUUAAACCUCAUCAGAACACGCAUCGUCGCAAGAGGUUGAUCAUCCAUGUCACAGAAGAUGAUGUGUGCUUGAACAAUGCUUUACAACUUCAGUACUUUGACAACACCGCGGGUUGUUUUGUGAGCAGUUUUGAGAGGAAAGAAGAGACCGAGAUCGGAUGUACCUACCAGCUGCCACAAAGGAGCUCCGCCCUUCAAAAAUUCCUGUUUCGUCCAGCUAGCCAACCACAUGGUCCAUCGCCAAACACCGUGAUCGCGACCCAGAAUGCCGCACCCGUGGAAAUGUCGCUUGCGGAGUACAAAGCACUCGCAGCAAUGCCACUUGGCCUGGAAAUUCAAUGGCAGAACAUUCUUUUAGAAUUGUCAAUGCCUUUGAUUGACAUGAAAAAAGUGGAGUCGGCAUUAUUCUUCCGUCAGAUUGUCCACCAAGCGGGUCUGCCCCGGACCGAUACGUGGAUGAGAUGCGGUCACGCGAUCUUACGUAAACCGAAAUUCACGGCGAGAUUGCUGUCCUCUAUCAGCAAGAUGGCGGAAAGGAUGAAAGGAAACUGGAACCUGGUCCAUGGAUACCACACGCUGAUAAAUCUCCUACUUCGAAUUCUCAGUCUUUCACCUUGUGAAAAGGACCAUCGAAAAUGUCUCGAUCUGUUACGUCUAAUGCGCCAAAAUUCUUUCCAGUGGGUCGAAAGUGUCAGAGCAGCGGCUAGUGGAGAGAUUGACGACGCGCGAAAGGUUGAGGUGAUUGCCAAAGCUGUCCAUAUCGCUCUGGUGUGUGUCCAAACAUUUGACACCGAAACCGAUCUACAGAGCUUUGAUCUGUCGUCAGAUGUGUCACUAUUUCUGCGGUGCUGCAUGAUUAUUUGGAAUGGACGUGACUGUUUGCCCCUGGGAGUCGGCUCCCUGCAGCGCAUACUGUACUAUCGCUGGCAAGUGUUAUGCUAUCACAGCCGUGCAGUACUAGCCGCGGCUUGUUCCGUUACCUCCUUUUCCCCGAUCGACAGUGCCAUUUCCGAGGCGUGGGCGGCAUAUCCAGCUGGUUCUAUAUGGUCAGAAGUUUCUCCAUCUGUGUCAUAUUGGCUUCACGCCUUAUGUUCAGAGUCCACUGGAGAACGUGUCCGAACACAACAGGUACACUAUAACUUGCUCACGGGAGAACUUCUUGUCAAUGGACUUCCACUUGCGCAUCUGCCGGCUGAAUAUAUGUCAAAUCAAAUAUAUCGCAUCCUCUUCGGAGAAAGAUCGCAGUUGGAGGUGAUGCCAAGUGACCAGCCCGGAAUGCAAUUUUCGUGCCGAGCGAAAUACUGCGGUCAUACUAUACAUUUGGGCAUGACCCCUAGUCCCGGAUCAACAAGAUCCCACCUGGCCGUCAAAGCGGUGAGAGAUGGCCAAGCAUGGGUUCUCGUGCCAAAGAGACUCUUCCUUGGAUACUUUCCCGACGAUUUCAUUCACAAUCACGCUCACUGGUACGCCAUCGAUAGGGGGUACAUUGAAUUCAGGCCCCUAUCAUCCCCGUGGAUAUCAUCUGAGCAGCAUUGGAGAUUGCGCAAAGGGGACUCGGAGAAUUCAUGGCGUCUAGAGAACCGGGAAUAUCACCUGGUCGGCAGCAGAAGCAAGACCGCGGAUACCUUAGCUAGGAUUCUGAAUCCCUUGGAGAAGCUUUCCGGGAUUCAUUGCCGGCUCGAUAAGGUCAAAUUCACGUUAUAUAUAAAUCUUCCGCGUUUGAGACUGGAAUUUGUCCUCCCUGAGCGCUCCACGGCAGUUCAGUGUCGACAGUAUCCGGGAAUGACUAUUGAUGCAAAACAAGCGUGCAAUGCGCUAGUCGGGUUGUACAGUAAAUUGAUCCUCGUCAAUACCGAUUCUUUCCAACGCAUCAUUCUCAUUCCUGAAGGCGAUGUUGCUUGGUCACAGGCCGGCGAUCAUGUUCAGGUCAACGUGCUAUGCGAGGCGCAAUGGCAUGCAUAUUCCAUUGAUGAGCGACUUGGGCGUUUUGUGGAUAAUGGAAGCCUACAGAGCAAGCUCUUUUUGGCUUAUUUGCACGCCAUCACUUCGUAUUUCCUUCCCGAUCCACUGACCAGGCGUACGGGCACCGAGCAGGCACUUUCCAUUCUUCGUUCCGCGUCCGUUCGAUCAUUCGAUCGACUCCGACCGGAGAACGUCGCCAUUCUCACCAGAAUUGCUACCUUGACCCCGCAGAGAAGAUUUUAUCCAGAUAAUGAGCAGGUGAUGCAAAGUGUAGAGUGGAGGCACGCUCUCAGCUGCUUGUCACAACAUCCAGGGUUUUACGAAGAGGUAGCAGCCAUCCAGGAUCAAAACUCACGUGUCAUGUUUUACUACCCGGGCGAAGAACCUGCCACGCCUUCUCUUCCAAGCGUGAACCAACACUUGUUACUUCGUGAGAAAAUUCGUACUGCGUCGUUCCGCGUUUCUCAAUUCGGCUCAGAAGACCACACAGGCAAGCAUGACCGCCAUUACGCAAGCCGGGACGCCAAUCGCUGUUCGCCAAACAGCACUCGAGCGUUCACGAUUAGCAAGAUGCUAUGCUGCAAGAUAUCUCGUGCGCGAAACAUUGAAUCCGGGGAAUGGCUCUCCCACGUCUGGAAAUUUCUGACUACCUCGUUUGAAAUACGUGGUCCUGGAACCCAGAUAGAGAUCGCAAGGUUGCGAUAUAGCGCAGAGUGGAUACUUACCUCGCAAGGCUUUAUCGCUGAGAAUUGGUGUGCAAUACAACAAUUGGUUUCAUCACGCAAUCGUCGAUUCAACAAGUAUCAACUUCUAAUCUGGCUGUCAACCGUCGCCUACUCGGCCCAGACCGAUAUGAUUGUCGUCGAGACUAUUGCAUCUCUGUACUUGAACCCAGAAGUCAUUUGCGAGUAUACGACCAUCCGAGGAAAAUAUCAACCCGGGGAAGGUUGUGAGUGGGAUCGCGGGACAAUUCAGACUCUCAUAGAAGCUGCACAGCUUCAUUCAACACCGGAAGAUAGGCUUGAACCUUUUCCCUACGAGACCCAUGGCAAUUUUGAGUCACGCAUUAGAGAGCUCCGAAUAAUAAAACGGAAGCUCGCCUGCAAAACUGCGGCGGAUUAUUUUUACCGUCAGUGGCCUACACACUCGCCGUCAUGUCCCGCCGCACAAGAAGCUGUCGACUUGGAUGAGUACCUGGAUAUUCCCAGAAUCAUAACUUUGGUGACAGACAGGUUCUCUAUUUGGGUUGAUAAUGGUCAGCUUCGGCAAUGCCUGGCCAGCAUGAUAAAUCAGCUAUGUGUACAUCCAGUUCAAGACAUCCAGCCGCCGCCCUAUCCGGAAACGUCCUGUCCAGAGCCGGCUCAACCACGGCGAGGAUAUGUCUCUUUUGAUGAUUUGAUGGCGAUGUGUCCACUCCCCAACAUUAAGGAGCCUCUGUUGCCGGACUUUCUCCGGGAAGACUCAAAGAAAAGUCCCCCAAGCGGGAAUCUAUUGAGUCUUAUUGACUCGAUGGGCAGCUACGCCAGUUCUCCGUAUGAGAAAAGGUACGUGGAGAUGUUGCGAGAUAGUGUCAAAUCGCUAUCUUGCACCAAGAAUCAGACUCAGUUCACAAUCAACUGUGGCGAUCUUGAACGGUCCGUCGGCGCCUACCUCAAUAUGUGCGAGAGGUAUAAUCGGUAUGUUUACACAACUCUCAUAUCGAGGCUGCUGCCGCCUAGUUCAACAGACGAGUCACGGACAUCGAGCACCUUCAAAGAGAAGAUUUCUGCUCUGGCUUUCAGGGCUCACCACACCCCAAGAUUGUCACCCAUUCUCCUGUUGGAGCAGCUGAGCCGGCAUCGUUGGUCACAAUUAGCCACCCCGUGGCGAAGCUGGUUCAUACUCUACGGUCUUUCCAUCACAAAGCUCCAGCAAGCGCAGCGACUUUGCCGCUUGGUCCUUAGUCCCGAGGAUUUUCUCAAAGAGAUCCGCAAUUCAGGUCAUAUCAAUUGGGAUCCAUUUCAAAAGCCCGAGAAUCUUCUUUUAGAGAUCGAAAGCGGUAUUUUGAUUCGGCCAAACCAGGAGACGAUUGCCAUGGCAAUGACUUGGUCCACCCGAGGACAAAAUAUCGUGCUGCAAUUGAACAUGGGGGACGGAAAAUCAUCGGUGGUAGUGCCUAUUGUUGCCGCAGCGCAUGCUAAUGGCCGAUGCAUUGCCAGAGUUCUGACUCCAAAGCCCCAAUCGCGACAGAUGUAUCAAAUGCUGGUUGGGAAGUUGGGCGGCCUCCUAGAUCGUCGAGUUUAUCAGCUUCCAUUCUCGCGGUCAUUGAGUCUCGGGGAGGUUGAAGUGGAGGAAAUUCAGCGCAUGUGUUACGAGUGCAUGUCAAUUGGCGGUGUCUUGCUUGUGCAACCGGAGCAUAUCCUGUCCUUGAAGCUCAUGUGUCUUGAAUGCUUCAUUAUAGGGAAACCCGCGCUAGGGCGCACGCUACUCCAAACCCUGAACCUCUUUCGCGAGUAUGCCUGUGACAUCAUCGAUGAGAGUGAUGAAACUUUCAACGCCAAGUCUGAAUUGAUAUAUUCUAUGGGCACUCAGCGCCCCGUUGAGCUCAGCCCGCAGCGAUGGGUUCUCAUCCAGGAACUGUUGUAUUUGGUAGAAUUAUACGCCUGUGAAGUGAAGGCUGAGUUACCAGACUCCAUUGAGUUCAUUCAGCCUGAAAAUAGGGGUUUCCCACGCAUUCGUGUGUUGGACUGCGAUGCUGAACAUGCACUACUCCAACGAGUUGCGACUCAUAUCUGUGAAUACGGGAUUGGUCCCCUGCCCAUUGCCCGACAGCCUCGCGUGGUCCGACAGGCAUUUUUGAUCUAUAUCCUGAAACCUGAACCAACCGCUGAUGAGAUAUUCGCAGUGGAGUCUAGUACUCAAGCAGGCUUUUGGGAUAAAAGCAUGCAGAGUCACCUCCUGCUUUUACGAGGCCUGCUUGCAGGCGGAGUGUUAGCAUUUUGUCUGGGGCGAAAGCGUUGGCGUGUCAACUACGGGCCCGAUUCACGCCGGGACCCAUCGACGCGGCUUGCGGUACCGUAUCGCGCCAAAGACUGCCCUUCACUGCGCUCGGAGUUCAGUCAUCCCGAUGUCGUCAUCCUCCUUACCUGCCUUCAGUAUUACUACAGUGGACUCACCAACAGCGAGAUCCUCCUCGCCUUCAAUCAUCUGGCAAAAUCUGAUGAGGCGGAAGCAGAGUACCAAGCCUGGGCACAGGGUGCACCAAUGCUCGAAACAGGCUUCCGACAAUUAGUCAGUGUCAAUUUGGACGAUGAGCAUCUUUGCACGAGCCGAAUAUUCCCUGCACUUCGGUUCUCGAAAACCGUAGUGGACUAUUUCCUCGCUCAAAUAGUGUUUCCAAAAGAGAUAAAAGAGUUUGCCGACAAGUUGUCCGCCUCAGGCUGGGAUACAGGGGAACUCAGAACAAACCCCACCGUCGGUUUCAGUGGAACCAAUGACUCACGAAAAACCCUGCCACUGACCGUCAAACAGCUCGACCUUCCCGAGCAAAAUCAUACAAAUGCCCUGAUACUGGAAUACCUAUUAAGGCGGGAAAACUCCGUGGUGGAUAUCCCCACAUAUCAUCGAUCAGGUCAAUCGGAUGUUUCUAUAUUAUUGGAAUUGGUGGCGAAGCUGAACCCGCUUACAAAAGUAAUUCUCGACGUGGGUGCGCAAAUCUUGGAGCUUAACAACUUUGAGGUAGCACGGCAAUGGCUAUCCAUUGCUCAGAAUGACCAGAUCCGAGGCGCGAUUUUUGUCAAUGAUGAGGACAAUAUUUGCGUCGUGGACACUGAGGGUCGAGUGGAGCUUCUACAGACCUCACCGUUCGCGUUCCAAAUGGAAGCCUGUUUGGUCUUCUUGGAUGAGGCACAUACGCGAGGCAUCGAUCUCAAGCUGCCGGUGGAUUAUCGUGCAGCGGUGACCCUGGGCCCGGGCAUCACCAAGGACAAGCUAGUUCAAGCCUGUAUGAGAAUGAGAAAACUUGGCCAUGGACAAUCGGUCAUUUUUUGCAUUCCUGGCGAGAUCAAGCGACAAAUCUUGUCCUUAAAGAGCCGCGACAUUAUUUCUAACAUUGGCGUGUCUGAUGUUGUGCAAUGGGCGAUCUUAGAAACGUGGCAAGACAUGCGACGCAGUAUGCCACUCUGGGCCGUUCAAGGCUGCCGCUUUGAGAAGCAAAAGAUCAGAUGGCAGGACUACCGAAUGCACGAAGGCGUUAGUUUGGCCCCGGAACAGGCGGAAACAUUUCUCGAACCAGAAUGUCAGACCCUCGAGCAGAGGUACAGACCACCUCACAACACCUUGCGAACAGUGGAUGAAGAUAUCGAGGUUUUUGAGGCCAUUCACGAGCGUUGUAGUGAAUUUGAAGGCCUAGCUCCUUCCGCAUCCCUCGAUGAGGAACAAGAGCGCGAGCUUGCACCGGAAAUUGAGAGCGAACGCGAAGAUCAGCGCCCUCCCGCGGCCCAGCCUGCCGCACACCGUAUCGACGAUGAUGUGGUCUCAUACAUCGAAUCAGGUAUGAUUCGGCAAUCUUCUAACGCCUACCAACCCGCCUUCAGCAGUUUACAUAAUCUAUCUGCCGCGUCACAGAUAGACUUGGAUCGAUUUCAUUCGAAUCUGUUGGCAACUGCUGACUUUAUCAAUACUGUUCAAUAUCCAAAGGGAUCUCCAUUUGUUUCCGAUGCUUACCAACGAUCUGUGCGCUUCAUUUUGUCCACUGCUCCUUCUGUUUCACGGAAGGCGAAUAGUCUGAUGGAAAUCAUGAUCAUCAGCCCAUACGAGGCAAAUUUCUUGAUGCCAGCGAUUGAGAAAUCAAAAGCCGUUGCACUUCACGUGUAUGCUCCUCGCUACAAUCGGGAUUUCGCACCUCUCGACAGACUUACGCUCUAUACCACCCCUACGGUCCUCAAUGUUGGGCCUAUUCCCGGCCUUCUCAGGAUGCAACUCAAUCUCUUUGCAGGCCAGCUAUAUCUUGAGUCUUACAGGGAUUACCAGGAGCUUUGUGCUUUCUUGGGCGUGGCGUCAACCCCAACACCAGCCAGUUUGUCGGUUGCGGCAGACGGUUUCAUCCACAUGAAUCCGAACGGAACGUUCCCUCGGAGCCCUCUGAGGUUCAUCAAGUUUUUGCUGUCUCAAAUUCGGAAAGACGGCCGAGACAUCCGAAGGACCCAUUUGGGACUGAUCGUGGAUGGACAAUUGUUGACUUGUUCGGAUGUAGAGGAAUCUGCUCUUGCCAUCACAGAACGAGCUAUCCGGACGCUGCAACUAGAAUCCACGUAG
Molecule: messenger RNA, 9471 nt
Organism: Penicillium diatomitis
Lineage: Eukaryota; Fungi; Ascomycota; Eurotiomycetes; Eurotiales; Aspergillaceae
Exons: 2
Coding region: 1-9471 (3156 amino acids)
Source: RefSeq, a predicted model, not a curated record